UAACUCUCGAAGCGGUUUCUGUCUCGCUUUAGUUCUCCUUGCUCGCGAAGCUCGAAAAUUAGCUUAAGAUUCUCUUUCUCUCUCUCCCUCUCUCUCUCGCUCGAAUCAGAUUCUUUGGCACCAACAAUGACCUCGCAAUCCCCGCCCACAACCGCGUUCUUCACACGCGCCACCAUGUCAACCUUCACGCGCCGCCCAUGGCGCGAGUUCCUCUCGCUCUCAUCCAUAGCCCGCCCCAUCUCCUUCGGCGACGCCACGGCCCGUAUGAAGCGGAACCUCUACUACUUCCGCGUGAACUACGCCAUGAUAAUCCUGGUAAUCCUCUUCCUCAGCCUCCUAUGGCAUCCAAUCUCCAUGAUCGUCUUCUUGGUCGUCUUCAUCGCCUGGUUCUUCCUCUACUUCUUCCGCGACGAUCCCCUGGUCAUUCUCAACCGCACGAUUGACGACCGCCUCGUGCUGGCAAUCCUAUCCGUAAUUACGAUUGUAGCCCUGGUUCUGACAGACGUUUGGUUGAACGUGUUGGUCUCCGUUUUGAUUGGGGUUUUUAUCGUGGGACUACACGCUGCGCUUAGGGGAACAGAGGAUUUGUACUCGGGCGAACCGGACGGUAGCGAUGGUGGGCUGUUUUCGGUCGUGGGCGGCAGCCCCACCCGAGCCGGGUACUCCCGCGUUUAAAUCCAAAUUAUCGAUUUAACAGUGAAUUGAUUCUUUGCUUGAAGUGCUGAAAUUUUUUUUCUUUAUGGGUUUUUUUUUUUUUUUUUUUUACUUUUAA
Messenger RNA from Durio zibethinus, 772 nucleotides. Its product is annotated as PRA1 family protein E-like. The record is from RefSeq and is a predicted model, not a curated record. Gene Ontology annotation, cellular component: endoplasmic reticulum; Golgi apparatus. Gene Ontology annotation, biological process: vesicle-mediated transport. NCBI's taxonomy places the organism in Eukaryota, Viridiplantae, Streptophyta, Magnoliopsida, Malvales, Malvaceae.